UCACUCCAUAUUUGACAUCCACGUGGAAGUUUUAUGUGCUUCUGCUCUUCUCGUUUCAAUUUCAUUUUUUAUCCUAAAAUACAUCAUCUUUUUGGUCACACUUUCACUGGACCCAUCAGUUUAAUGCUCAACUAACAAGUUGAAACCACGCACAUUCCCCUAUUUGGUUUCAUGUCUUUCGUUAAAACAGAAACAUUUUCAGCUCAGGGAAGUAAACCACUGACAGCUUUUUGUUGAAUCUUGAAGGAAAUUUUCUGGGGUCUUCAAAUCAUACUUGGCCACAUAUGACAACAGAUACAACAACUCCAAGUUAUUGGUUGAACUGGAGAUUCUUACUCUGUGCAAUAUGGAUAUUAGCAGCUAUGGUGGUUUCAAUUCUUAUAAUAUGGAAGCGUGAAGAAUGUUCUUCGAAUUCGAAAAGAAGCCAGCAAAGAGAGAAUGGGCAAAUGAGAGCAGGGAUUUUGUACAAAUAUGAUGUUUGGAAGACAUGUUACAAAGCAAUCCAUCCUAAUUGGCUGCUUGCUUAUAGACUAAUUGCUUUCGCCGUGCUUCUCUCUUUGCUCAUUGCAGAUGUAGUUCUUCAUGGCGUACGCAUACUUUAUUUCUAUACUCAGUGGACAUUCACCUUAGUUACAGUCUACUUUGGGCUAGGAUCUUCACUCUCCAUUCAUGGCUGUUUCCAAUCUCGCAAAGGAGGUAAAGGUGAUAGUGUUGAUACAGAGAGAGGCACUUACACUACUCCAAUUCCUGAAAAUGCAAACGUUCUUAUUGUAUCCAAUGGCUUGAAUUCCCAUGGAGAACCACAUGUUAGAGAAGCUGCAGGUCCUUGGAGCGUUGCCUUUCAAAUAAUAUUCCAGAUGACUGCAGGUGCUGUUGUUCUUACAGAUUGUGUUUUUUGGCUCGUUAUCUACCCAUUCCUCACUGACAAAAAUUACAGAUUACAUUUUCUGGCUGUUUGUAUGCAUUCUGUCAAUGCUGUUUGCCUUCUCGGUGAUGUGUUUCUAAAUCGUCUACGGUUCCCUUUCUUCCGUGUAACAUAUUUUGUGCUCUGGACAUGUGUGUUUGUCAUUUUCCAGUGGAUCCUCCAUAUUUUUGUCUCAAUGAGGUGGCCUUAUCCCUUUCUAGAUUUGUCAUCUCAAUAUGCUCCCCUUUGGUAUUUUGCUGUUGGUAUUCUCCAUCUCCCUUGCUAUGGCUUCUUUGCCUUGCUAAUUAGAAUGAAGAACUGUUGGUUAUCCAGAUUAUUUCAUAGCUCCAUAAAGAUAUAAUCAGAGUUGCAGAUGGUCAAUGAGUUCAAACUUCAGUAAGAAGCCCAGCAUUACACGGAUCGGAUCACUCAAUGAAACCUUAAAGCUGUCUGGGGCAGGAGAAAACUCAUAUUAUGCACUGCCGAGGCAUCAAUUGGUAAAUAACAUUAUUUUUAGGGCCACUCAAAUAAAUCAGUAGGGUAAGACAUCCGAUUUAUUUUUUCCAAAUGACUUAAUUUACUUGUUCUGGUUUUUGGUGUAGUUGAUAAUUGAUUGUUGAUUUAAUUUAAUACUGGACAUUAAACCAUGAUUUUACAGGGUGGUUCUACAGUACAAAUGAGAUACUCUGGUUUUCGGUUUGUCAUGUAUGUCUUUUUAUCUCCAUUUCAUAUUUUCUGUAACUGCUGAUGCUAGUUAAGAUAGCCUAAUUUUCUAAGCUGGUAUCAUUAUACGUAUUUAGCCAAAAUUAGCAGCGCAGCUGCUAAUAUCUCCAUGUUGUGCCUAUGUAUAGCAUUUUUUGCACCAAUUUUAUACACAAUUAAGACUGCUACAUGUUCUAAAAGUCUUCAACUCUAUUUUCGCUUCGGUGUACUGGCAUAUACAAUUAUUGUUUUCUUGGACGAUUUGUGCAUCGGGCUGCCUUUUUUUCCCUUCUGAUAACCGAGAAAUUUUCAAGGUCCAACUGGUGUGGAUCAUGUCGUUUCGAAAAUCAGGUCACUGCUAAACUAGUCAAUCUGGCUAGAUAUAUUUAUCCUAGAUGCUUCGUUUGAACUUCCAUUUAUGCACAUAUUUGGUUGUUUUUAAACCGAGGGUCUAUUGGAAACAACCUCUUUAUCCUCACAAGGUAGGGUAAUGUAUGCGUCCCCAGACCCCAGACCAUACAGUGUGGGAUAAUACUUGGUAUGUUGUUGUUGUUGUUGAUUGUUUUUAAUGUAGCACAUGAACCAGAUUACAUGCGUCGAAGAUAAUUCUUCUUCAAUGAAAUGUAAUUGUUUUCAUUUGCCAGUAAUAUCAACUGUUAAUACAACUUGUUCCCUAGAAAUCACAUGUUGUAGUCAAGUGAUUAAUACAUUUAUUUACCGUCA
Messenger RNA from Nicotiana tabacum (common tobacco), 2329 nucleotides. NCBI's taxonomy places the organism in Eukaryota, Viridiplantae, Streptophyta, Magnoliopsida, Solanales, Solanaceae. The record is from RefSeq and is a predicted model, not a curated record.